AUGCCACUUCGACUAAGGUCGCCUUCCGCAUCAAGCGAUGACGCCCCCUCACUUACAUUUAACUGGGAUAACGUCGGACGUCCACUCACUCCAGAUUCAACCGUUUCCGACAAUGCACCAUCACCACCUGCCAAUCUUUUGCCUAUAGAAGACAUGUAUGUCUAUGGAGCUGCACCUUUGAUACAACCACCAGCUGGUAUCGUUCGGUGUCGAGAGUGUGACAAACCCCUUCUGGCUACCGCGCUUGCAACCCACGCUGUUAAUUGUGCCGAAAUCCGUGCUGGAGGAGAUAAAACCAAGCUCAAAGAAGAUGGUUCCACAAGUAAGAAACGGAAGUCCGACGGUGACGAACCAGAUGGACCCAAGAAGAAGAAGUCGAAGAAGAGGCUGCUAAAUCGGGCAAAGGUGCUCGUAUCAAAGGUAAGGCGUCUCACUUUACCAUAUCAACCGCUUUUUCCUACUAACCUUCACCCACGCUCAGGCCCGCUUAACCUUGACAAACACUGUGGGGUGAUCAACAAGAAUGGGAUGCCCUGCGCACGUAAUAUUACCUGCAAAGUCCACGGGAUGAACGCCAAGCGGGCUGUCCAAGGCCGUACUAAAUCCUACGACCAACUCUUCAUCGAACACAAACGAGCGACUGACCCUAACUAUGUCGAACCAGUAAAACGCGAGACCAAGGCUGAGAAAAAGGCUAAGAAGGACCGCGAACGAGAACUUAAAAAGGCUGAGAAAGAGGCGGUUGCAGCGAAAAAACGAAAGCACCCGGGCGCACCUCACCAAGGUGGUGGUGGCGGUGGAAUAAAUGGCGGGCAAGUUCGGGGAGCGUCCACCGACUAUGAGAGUGGCUUAGACACCGACGUGGAAAUGGAUGUCCUCAUUCGCAGUGUACGGGCCACUCGACCCGUACCGCUUGCCGAUCGCGAUAACGUAGGCAAUUGGUUUAUUGCACGCAACGAAUGGCUACGAAGCACUCGAGAUCUUCUUGGCGAUGCAUUGGGAGGGGCGGGAUUUUCGGCUAGAAGAAUUGGCUAG
Molecule: messenger RNA, 1035 nt
Organism: Rhizoctonia solani
Lineage: Eukaryota; Fungi; Basidiomycota; Agaricomycetes; Cantharellales; Ceratobasidiaceae
Product: SCA7, zinc-binding domain protein
Exons: 5
Coding region: 1-1035 (344 amino acids)
Biological process (GO): regulation of transcription by RNA polymerase II; regulatory ncRNA-mediated heterochromatin formation; RITS complex assembly
Cellular component (GO): SAGA complex
Source: RefSeq, a predicted model, not a curated record